AUGCUAUUCGAUAAAGUUUUGAUGAUUAUUAUUCAGAUAACUAAUUAAACUAAUGGAUUGUUGAUGAAUAUUCUUUGCCUGUAAUAUAGUAUUCAAAACAGCUAAAUAAUUCAAUAAGAAGUUAAACUAAAUGUCAUAUAUAUUAGAAUAUGAUAAUGAAGAACUAAAUAAUUGAAAAAAUGAAUUAGCUACUUUUAUUUGAUAUUUUAUAAAAUAAUUAAAUAAUGAAAGGAUAUGAAUUUUUGAGACUAAUAUAAGAGAUUGGAGUAAUCCUAAAUUUCUCGACUCCUACUAUUAGUCAUGUGAUCAAUAUCUAUAAAAGGUAUGACAAAGAUAGAUCGAUAGAUUUACACUAAGUAACAAGAGAUAGUUUAAAAAAGAAAUGGUUAUUACAGCAUGUUUUUAUUUAGUGAGUAAAAUAGUUGAAGAUUAAAAAAGAAUUAGAGAUAUUUUAGUUAGUAAGAAAUUCAUACUAAUAAGUAAGUUAUUUGCGUAGUUAAUAAAAUGUACACAUUAGCUAAUUAAGAAAGAAAAUAAAAAUUAUUAAUUAACAAUUAGGUUGAUGAUGAUGAUGAUCCAAUUAAAUAUUUAGUUAUAGAAUAAUAUGAAAAUUAAAAUAUUGAAUACUUUGAUAAAUUAGUACCUUUAUUUAAUAAUGAAUAAUAUUCAAAUUGGAAAAAAGAAGUAUUAGAAGCUGAGUAACAUAUUUUAAGAAUAAUUAAUUUUGACUUAAAAAACGAAACUCUAGAUAGUUAUCAAUUGUUGUUGAAUUAUUUAAAAGUAAUUCAUUUUAAAACUAUGUCUUAGAUCUUUCAAUUUGAAUAAGGAUUAAGAUAAAUGAUAUUUGAUAUCUUUUAGGAUACAUUUUUUGUUGAUUUUUCAAUUGAUAUGGUAUUUAUAUUUAAUCAUUUAAGAUUUAAGUUGAUUGUGUUAAAGGUUCGAUUUAUUUGGGAAUUUAAUUCUUUAGAAUGCAUUCAGUUGAUAAAUAAAAACUAAUUAAAUUAAAAGAAGAGUUUUGUUCUUAAAAAUGGUGGGAAGAAUUCAUGCAAAUUUCAUAUAAAUAACUUUUACUGUUUUAAAUUGAUAUGUUAAAAUAUUACAAUGCUUAAGAUUGUGUAUAAUAAUGA
Molecule: messenger RNA, 1127 nt
Organism: Paramecium sonneborni
Lineage: Eukaryota; Ciliophora; Oligohymenophorea; Peniculida; Parameciidae
Source: the annotation of a GenBank genome assembly